Arabidopsis lyrata subsp. lyrata is the source of this 718-nucleotide messenger RNA. RefSeq names its product defensin-like protein 1. Lineage: Eukaryota; Viridiplantae; Streptophyta; Magnoliopsida; Brassicales; Brassicaceae. The transcript is spliced from 2 exons. Gene Ontology annotation, biological process: defense response. The coding region runs from base 316 to 558 and encodes 80 amino acids. The record is from RefSeq and is a predicted model, not a curated record.
GACCAAGUCAAACCAGCCGGUCGAAUGAAAUUGCAAAUGAACAAAUGUGGCACUUGAAACAAGCUUACAAGCAUUAUAUUGAUCAGCACACUUUUUAUGAAUUGGUGGUCAAGAUAAUAUCUUCUAUCAUUAGGUGUAUACUUGCGUGUUAGUAUUCUCUACUAUCAGACGGUGUUUUUUAUUUGUUCAUGGGGUUAAACACUUUCUCCCCCAUCCUUUUUUCAGUAUAAAUAGAGGUUGAUCCCAAGCUUAUUUCUUCAAGCUAAAACAUAUAUACAUUGAAAACAACUAAGCAUAAAAAGUUAAAAACUAGUCAUGGCUAAGUCUGCUACCAUCGUUACCUUUUUUUUCGCUGCUCUUGUUUUCUUUGCUGCUCUUGAAGCGCCAACAAUGGUGGAAGCACAGAAAUUAUGCGAGAGACCAAGUGGAACAUGGUCAGGAGUUUGCGGAAACAAUAAUGCAUGCAAGAAUCAGUGCAUUAGACUUGAGAAAGCACGACAUGGAUCUUGCAACUAUGUCUUCCCAGCUCACAAAUGUAUCUGCUACUUCCCAUGUUAAUCUACUAUUUCCUAUGUUAAUCUACCAAAAACUCUUAGUGCUUAAUUAUAAGUGUAAUUUUAUAAAAUAAGUAUGUGUCACUCUAUAAGUGGUAUUAUGACAUGUACCAGAUAUGUUUAUGUUGCUUUGUUAUAAUAAGAUAAAACUUUUACGUACGACA